Didymodactylos carnosus is the source of this 468-nucleotide messenger RNA. Lineage: Eukaryota; Metazoa; Rotifera; Eurotatoria; Philodinida; Philodinidae. The record is from the annotation of a GenBank genome assembly.
AUGUCAUCAUCUGUAAAGAUGCAUAAUAAAAAAUAUUCUGCUGAUGAUUUAAGAGCAGCUGUCAGUAGUAAUCUCGAUUCAAAUCAAGUGGAAAAAGGAACAAAAUUAGAGAGACCUCGAGCUGAAAAUUGUAAUGAAUCAACCACAAAAGCUUGGUUUCAAUUGUUGAAAACUGAAUUGAUUAAAUUAGAUCUUAUGGAUAAUCCCGCACAAAUUUUCAACGCGGAUGAAAGUGGUUUUGCGGACAAGGCGAAAGGUUCGUGGGUGGUAGUUAAUUCGAGUGUGCAAUAUGUCUUUGAAGAAUCUGGUAGUACGGAAACAAAUUAUACAACAGCACUAAUAUGCAUCAGCGCGUCUGGACAGGUACUCCCACCAUUUAUCAUCAGCACUGGGAAAAAUCUUAUGUCGGCGAGGUGCCGAGGAGGUCCGAAUGGUGUACAUUAUUCAGUAAUACCAGAGGAUGGAUAA